Messenger RNA from Haliotis rubra (blacklip abalone), 495 nucleotides. RefSeq lists its product as uncharacterized. Lineage: Eukaryota; Metazoa; Mollusca; Gastropoda; Lepetellida; Haliotidae. The transcript has 4 exons. Bases 1 to 420 code for a protein of 139 amino acids. The record is from RefSeq and is a predicted model, not a curated record.
AUGCUGUUGAGGGACUGUGAGACAGACGAGGAAAUAAUGCUGUGUAGGGACUGUGAGACAGACGAGGAAAUAAGGGACUGUGAGACAGAUGAGGAAUUAAUGCUGUUGAGGGACUGUGAGACAGACGAGGAAAUAAUGCUGUUGAGGGACUGUGAGACAGACGAGGAAAUAAUGCUGUUGAGGGACUGUGAGACAGACGAGGAAAUAAUGCUGUUAUGGGACUGUGAGACAGACGAGGAAAUAAUGCUGUUGAGGGACUGUGAGACAGACGAGGAAAUAAUGCUGUUGAGGGACUGUGAGACAGACGAGGAAAUAAUGCUGUUGAGGGACUGUGAGACAGACGAGGAAAUAAUGCUGUUGAGGGACUGUGAGACAGACGAGGAAAUAAUACUGUUGACUGUGAGACAGACGAGGAAAUAAUGCUGUUGAGGGACUGUGAGACAGACUGACUGUGAGAAAUAAUGCUGUUGAGGGACUGUGAGACAGACGAGGAAA